This is a messenger RNA of Octodon degus (degu), 2249 nucleotides long. RefSeq names its product transmembrane protein 86A (gene Tmem86a). NCBI's taxonomy places the organism in Eukaryota, Metazoa, Chordata, Mammalia, Rodentia, Octodontidae. The transcript has 3 exons. Gene Ontology annotation, cellular component: membrane. The record is from RefSeq and is a predicted model, not a curated record. Bases 170 to 892 code for a protein of 240 amino acids.
CGUCGCAGAGUUCACAGACAGAAUUCCGAGCGCCGGGAGCAAGGGAGGGAUUCUUGGUCCCUCAGCUUUGUUGCCUUGCUGUCUGCUCACCUGGCCUCUGGUGCGUUCCGAACACUGCAGCCUGGGGCAGGUGUCCCCCGCCGCCGCCGCCGCCGCCGCCGCCGCCGCCAUGGUGUCCCCGGUCACUGUGGUGAAAAGUGAAGGACCCAAACUGGUACCCUUCUUCAAGGCCACCUGCGUGUAUUUUGUGCUCUGGCUGCCCUCGUCCAGCCCAUCCUGGGUCAGCGCUCUCAUCAAGUGCCUGCCCAUCUUCUGCCUGUGGCUCUUCCUGCUGGCGCACGGCCUUGGAUUCCUACAGACUCACCCCAGCGCCACCCGCAUCUUUGUGGGGCUGGUCUUCUCUGCUCUAGGAGAUGCCUUUCUCAUCUGGCAGGACCAGGGCUACUUCGUGCAUGGUAUGCUGAUGUUUGCUGUGACCCACAUGCUCUACGCCUCGGCCUUUGGCAUGCGGCCACUGGCUCUCCGGACUGGUGUGGUGAUGGGAGUGCUCUCUGGCCUGUGCUAUGCCCUGCUCUACCCGGGCCUCUCAGGUGCCUUCACCUACCUGGUGGGGGUCUACGUGGCCCUCAUCAGCUUCAUGGGCUGGCGAGCUGUGGCAGGGCUGCGGCUCGUCGGGGCAGCCUGGCGCUGGACGGAGCUGGCAGCUGGUGGUGGUGCGCUGCUCUUUAUGAUCUCAGACCUGACCAUCGGGCUCAACAAGUUCCGCUUUCCUGUGCCCUACUCGCGGGCACUCAUCAUGUCUACCUACUAUGCUGCUCAGAUGCUCAUCGCCCUGUCUGCCGUUGAGAGCCAGGAGCCAGCGGCAGACAACAGACUGAGCAAGACCGACUGAGAGGCCAGGGUCUGUGCAUCCCUCUUUCUGGGAACCUACAGGAACUGGAUCAGGAUGGCUGCAGGGCAGCCUGGGGCAGCAGGUACUGCCUGGGGGAAUUGAUGAGUCUGAGGAGGUAAGCAGAAGGAUCUGCCUAGCAGAGCUAGUGGUCUGGGACAACACUGCAAGCUUAGGGGGGCAGAUGCUUGCCCCUUGCUGGAGGCAAAGGUAUACCUGUCCCAUCUCUACCCUGUUGGGACUGUAAGACACCCCUCACCCCAGGAUUAUGGUGCUUACCUUUUUGACCCUGUUCCGAGCUAAGUGGAUGAGUCUGAUUGUAUCUCUUAUGCUGAGGACCAAUGCAGCACUGGGCUUAUCCAUUCCCACCAUUUCUGAUCUGCAUAGAGUUGCAGGAAAGAGGGGAAAACUGUUGAGAAGACCCAGGGCCAGGGCUUGGAGGGCUUUCACUGGUCCUUAGUUGGGAAGAUUGGAUGAGGGUGGAUUCUCCUUUCCCAUUAUCUAUCCUUAGUACUUGAACAAUCUUUACGUGGUGAGUGUGAAAGGGAAGGGGUGUCUGUCUUGGUGGCAGGAAAGGGAGCUUCCUUGGUUGGAGAGCUUGUGUGUACCAGGGAUUCAGUAGGCCCUGGGUCACUCAUAGGCCAACUCAGAGUUCAGGCCCCAACAAUCAACCUUAGAUCCUGUUUCCAGAGCUAGGGUGAACGAUGCCAAAGGAAGGGGCCAGUCUGCGUGCAUGUGCGUGUGCAUGUGUGUGCAUGUGCGUGUGUGUGUGUGUACACUUAAGGGGUCUGGUUUCUGGCUUGUUUCUCUACCAUAUUGUUUCUGUCCUGCUGUCUGUAAAGUCUCAUAGGGAGAGGGCCUCAGGGAGCUGCUGAGGGGUACGGACCCCUCACUUUACACACCCAUCCUCAGUACUUUCUUCCCUGCCCCUCCUGCACUGGUCGUAAAAGGAAGGGGCUGCAAAUGACACUCUGGGGUCUUAAAAUCCAAGGCACAUUCAAUGCAAGGGGAGCAAGGAUGGAACAGUCCAUUCUCUACUGCCCGUGUGAAAUAAAAAAUAAAAACCUAGGGCCGUUGACUUUCCUACCUGUCUGGCUGUGUGGCACAUUCUUGUCCUGGAGAGGAGGUGGGGGCAUGGUGUCAGGGCCCUGGCUGUCCUCAGAGGCUGGAUCACAGUCUUGUGGAGGGCAUCUCAGCACUAGGCUGGUUCCUUGGCUCUGCUGCCCUCAUGCUGGUUGGAAUGGGUCUCACUUCCCUGGUCACAUGCAUGCAUGAGGAUGUGGUUCAGGAGGGUGGGGAUGGGUGACACUUGCCUUUGUUCACCUUUUCUGUUGUUCUGCUCUGUGCAGAUGGCUCAGCA